Messenger RNA from Postia placenta MAD-698-R-SB12, 696 nucleotides. RefSeq lists its product as hypothetical. Gene Ontology annotation, cellular component: cytoplasm. Gene Ontology annotation, molecular function: phosphatase activity. The transcript has 5 exons. The record is from RefSeq and is a predicted model, not a curated record. The coding region runs from base 1 to 696 and encodes 231 amino acids. NCBI's taxonomy places the organism in Eukaryota, Fungi, Basidiomycota, Agaricomycetes, Polyporales, Adustoporiaceae.
AUGGUGAAGGCGACUGAGAAGCGCAUAUAUCUUACUCGCCACGCACAGGCAGAGCACAAUGUCGCCGAGGACUACACUAUCCAUGACGCACCCCUGACUGCGCUCGGACGGCAGCAGGCUGCUAAUCUGCACAAAGACACGAAGGAAACCAUCCAGCAAACGGCGGAACUGCUCGUGACGAGCGGGCUCAAGCGAACCCUAACGACGACCGCCAUCGGUUACGCUACGCUCAGGAAGCGUCUAGAAGAACAAGGAAAGGGUGUCGUCGUUCUGCCGCAGUUGCAAGAGUGCAACGACCUUCCUUGCGAUACAGGCUCACCCCGCGAGGUGCUCGAAGCGGACCCCGAGUACGCCGGCAUCGACUUCAGCACGCUCACGCCCGACUGGACGUCCAAGGCCGGUUUCUACGCCGCGACGUCCUCAGCGCUCAAGGCCCGCGCGCGGUGGAACCGCCGGUGGCUGCGCGAGCGCCCUGAACGCGACAUCGUUUUGGUGGCGCAUGGCGAUUGCUUGCGCUACAUCACCGACGGCGAGAACUCGUUCAAGCCGUGGGCCAACGUCGAGGUGCGCGAGUACACGUUCAAGGUAGAGGAUGAGGAGGACACCGACGGCGACGCGUGGCUCGUGGAAGUGAAGAAGGUCGUGCAGGAGGGCGCGGACCUGCCGACGUCGUCUUCGGAGAGGUUCUCUGCCUAG